UCCAAUGAGCGGUCAGCGGUGGGGUCCACGCGCGGGCUAGCAGCGCGCUGCUGUGACGGUCACUCAGUUGUGCAGCGUGCAGCACCCUUAUCAAUACGGAAACCUGGACUGCUUUCUUGGGAAGGCCUCUCCAGCAGAGGGCACAGUGAAACUUGAUGCAGCCCCUGCCCGACCAGCCGGUCGUCGCACUGUAUCUGCCGUGCGAGUAACACCGUUGAGAACUAUGAAGACUUCCCCUGACCUAAUGCCAACUGAACUGGACCCUACCCGUGUUUGCAAGGGAAAGGGUGCUGUUACGUUGAGAGCGACGCUUGUGCACAUUGACGAUGAGGAGAGCUCAAGCAAAGAGCCGCCUGAGAGCUCUGCCAAAAGGGGUUGUCUUGGUGCGGUCAAUGGAGAAACAGAAACACGUCUGGCUGAUAAAGUUGUAAAGAACACCACAGCUGAUUUCAAUUCAACACAAGCCAAUGAGACACCAACAAAGGUGGACUCACCUGUAGAUGAGAGUAAGUGUCACCUCACGUCCUGCCGUGAUCCACAGAGUGCUAUUAGCUUAUCAGCCAAAGUGUCCUCUUCUUACCCCCCCACCAGCAGUGUGAACCCUACAAUCGUCUUGCUGCAGCAUAGCAGAGAAGUUGUUGCAGAUAAGGACAGUGGCGCUAACCAGAGCUCUGCCAUCAGCCAGAUAACUCCGGCUGAGACUCUAGUAGACAUGGAUGGCAAGAUCAUUAGACUGUCUGCUCCAGCAGCACCCAGAGUCCCAGUGCGGAACACAGAGUUAUCAAAGGACUGGUACAGAGACAUGUUCAAACAGAUCCACAAAGUUCCAGAAACUGUCGAAGAAAAUCCAUAUCGUCCCACCUACAUAUUUCCCGAGAGCAAUGACAGGCCACUCAGAACCAGAGAUGACAGCCCAGCAUAUGCAGCAGAGGAUGUGCGGACGGUUCCUCGCUCAAAGAGUGCAGCAGACAUGAGAAGCUCAAAAGGACAGAUGCCCGUGCCAACACGCACAUCUUCCCUAAAACCUCACAGGAACGAGUGGGAGCCCCCUGACAAGAAAGUAGACACCAGGAAGUACCGCGCCGAGCCCAGGAGCAUAUUUGAGUACGAGCCAGGAAAGUCUUCUGUACUGAAGCUGGAGAGACCGCCUCAGGAUGUAAUUCCGGAAGAUGUAGAUUUAGAGAAUGAGCCAUGGUAUAGGUUCUUUUCUGAGAUGGAGUUUGGCAAACCGAGUGCCCCCUCUUUCAGCCCUUUGGAAACAUCCUCCGACCUACAGCAAUACUCAGUCUGCAAAACAGGCAACGGGGACGCGGAUAAGAGGGACGGCUUGUCUGCCGGUGGGCAGGCAGUUCCAGAAUGUGAACGACACAUUUACAAGAGUGUCCUGGAGGGCGGCGACAUCCCACUGCAGGGCUUGAGAGCGCUUAACAAGCGCCACCCCAGCACUUCAUCAAAAGUGGAUUAUAAAGGUGGGAAUGGCUAUAUGAUUUCACCCAGCUCAUCUGUAAAUAGUCACUCAGUUAUUGCCAGUAAUGUACUAGCUUCUCAAUAUAAGACUAAAAAGUCCUUGUCCGCCGCCAAAGCCUGCAUUCCUCAAAUCCUUCCUUCUAAGUUUAAGCCCAAGCUAUCGUCCUCUACUGAUGAGAGACGGACUGAGCCGACACAGCGCCCCAAAGCACACAGCUGUGAGGAUCUACACGAAGAGGCCUGCGGCUCACGGAACGGAGAUAAGACAGACAAUGAUCACAGGUUGAACUCGCCUUCCAAGGGUAACUGUUCACCUGAGAGCAGGAACCUUCAUAAAAAUGGGCCUGUUUUGGGGUCUGUGAGAAGUACGGCCGAGUUCUCCGCCCUCUAUCGGAACAUGCAUAACAUUCAGAGGCCAAGCUCCCUGGGCUCCAGCUCCCACGGUAGCGUCCGCGGCCUGGCUUCCUAUUUCGAGAAGCCUGGAGAUGACGCCACCACGGAGAGGAUGGGGAUCAUCCCACGGGCUGCUGUCACGUACCGGGUAAUGGAGUUCGAGCGCAUCAUUCAGCGUUCCAGCUCCGCCCCCACCCGCUCUGCAUCGAUGCCCAUACUGCCUAGCAACCCAAGCCCCUCCCAUAGCCCCCCACCCACUUGCUUCCUCCAAUCAGCUGUCUCAGCUGAGACUUUGGUCAUGCCGGGGCCUGCACAUGCUGACGACUGCCCAGCUAUGGCUGCAGAGAACCACGAGGAACUUUCUGUUUCACCUGAGCGCACAGUCAAAAAUGAGGAGAACCACAUUUCGAGAACUGACUCUGUUUUGGAAAAUGAGAGAAAACUGGAAGAGAGAACCAGAGAUGCUGCCAAAGAAAACUCCCCCAGUGAUACCUCAGAACCCACAGGUCACCAUCAUCACCACGAUCACUUCCCCCACCACCUUAAACAAAGCAAGUGUAAAGGCACCUGCCCCGCCUCCUACACCCGUUUCACCACCAUCCUCAGGCAUGAGCGCCAACAAGCCACCACCCAGCCUGAGAAAAGAUAUUCUCCUCCGAAAAACUUACUUCUGAUGGGUCCGGCCCCCUUCUCCUUGCGAAGAUCGCUACACAGUCAACAGGCCAAAAAGACUCUCUCCGCUAUGAAACCCAUGGCUGGAGACCUGACGGAGAACCGUCUCUUUUCUCCCAAACCGAGACCUGUCAUUCCUCAACGCCUGUCCUCUUUGGAGGUACUGGAAAGGCUUAGUAAUGGAGAAGUCUCUCCCUGUGAAGGGUGCAACUCAGAUGACCUCACGGAUGUGGAAUGCUCAGAAGCCAGUAAAGAUCACGCUGAAGAUUCCGAUUCCUCACACCCGUUCAGCCACGGAGAUCACGGAGAGAACUCAGACGAGGUCGUCCGGAAACGCUAUGGAGAUAAAGAGAAAAUGUUGGAAGAGCAGAGACGGCUGAAGCGAGAGCAGGAAGAAGCAGACGCAGCUUCUCGGAGACACGCUGGGCUCGUCGUGACUAAUCAGCAGUUCAUUACUAAUGAUCGCUUCGGUGACCUACUGGUUAUUAAUGAGAAAGAAAAGCGGAAAGUCAUAGAGAGGACUCCUGCUCUGGCACGAUUUGACUUCAGAGCAGAAACUUUAAAGGAACUACCAUUUCAAAAGGGAGAUAUUGUAUACAUCUACCGGCAGGUCGACCAGAACUGGUUUGAAGGAGAGCAUCAUGGGAGAGUUGGAAUUUUUCCACGCAGUUACGUUGAUAUCGUGCCCCCAACAGAGAAAGUUCAGCCCAAAAAGUCCGCUGCGGUCCAGGUGCUGGAAUAUGGAGAGGCUAUCGCCCGUUUUAAUUUCAAUGGUGACACAGCUGUUGAAAUGUCUUUCAGAAAGGGGGAGCGUAUUACACUGAUUCGUAGAGUGGAUGAGAACUGGUAUGAAGGCAAAAUUUCUGGCACUAACCGGCAGGGCAUCUUCCCAGUCACCUACAUAGAGGUGCACAAGAGACCCCGAGUGAAGAAUGGAGUGGAUUACCCUGAUCCUCCCAUCAGCCACUCGCCUCAUAGAAGCACUAAUGCCUCUCCACAGCCCAUUCGUAAUCGGCUCACCACCUCCCCCCUCCCUCUCCCUCGCUCCCCUCGUCGCUCUAUCUCACCUGAGGUCCAUGCCAUCUCCAACGAGUGGAUUUCUCUCACUGUGGGAGGAGUCAGAAGCAGUCCCCCCGCUGCACCCACUCCGCCCCUUCCACCUCUGCCGAGCACCUCAUACCGCUUCGGCGAAUACCUGCCCCCCUCCCUGUCAGCCAGCCCCGUGCCACCUAUCAGCAGCAGCCCUUACUAUGUCUCCCCAAUGGCUUCUCCAUCCUCCUCUCCUUUACCCCCACCCUAUCCACCCCGCCCCAGUUCGGCCACCCCGUUCCUCACCUUUACUCCACCUCAAGGGGAGGACUUCCUUCUUUCCCCGCCCUCUCCCCGUCUCUCUCGCAGCCUGAGUCCAUGUGGGGGCGCUGGGCUUGAGGGUUGGCUUACUGGGGGUAACAGGUUGGAUCGAGAGUUACAGGAGAGAAAUGGGGCAGAAAUAGACAGGGCUGGCAGCCUCCGCAAGGCUCCUUACAGCAGAGGCAAUAGCCCAGCAGAGCCAAUAAAGAAUGAUGUAGAAUACUAUGGGAGAUCUUCAAGAAGUCCUGUCAUGCUGUUUGACAUUCAAGACAACAACAUGAACGCCAAUUCAUUCACGGAGGCUGUGUGUAAUGAGAUCAUGAAUAUUGCAGAGACCUCAGUGAGGUACUGCAGCACUUUGUCACGCCCUAUAGACUCCGCCCACCGACUACUGUCUCCUCCCAGUAAACGCUCUCUCAUCAUUUCCCAGCAACCCCUGUCCCAGAGCAGCAGCCCUGAGCCUGGACGCAUGAGCUGUGGAAUAUUUCAGGCUCUGUACAAUUAUGUGCCUCAGAAUGAUGAUGAGCUGGAGCUACAGGACGGAGAUCUGGUCAACGUCAUGGAGAAAUGUGAUGAUGGCUGGUUUGUGGGUACAUCAAAGAGGACAAAACAGUUUGGCACUUUCCCAGGAAAUUAUGUUAAAGCUGUUCAUUUGUGAUGCAACAUCAUUGAAGAAAUUCUGGUGUGUAUGAAGAGAUUCUAGCGCUGUGCUUAAUACGAUGACCUGUUUGGGACACUCAACAAUGUAUUGACAUCAAAUGGAGAUAUCUCAUCCCUACAAAAAUUUGCCCAUGUGAAUGUCUAGGUAUGUGAUAAGGUUUGUGGCAUGUUAGCGAGAAACACAGUUCAACAGUGGAAUAUUUUGGAACCACUGAAUGAUGAAGGCCUUUAACCGGCUAGUACAUGUUUUGCUUUUUGGAAUGCUCAGAUUCAGAUAAAAGCCAUUAAUGUAACAUUUGCCGUGAAUAAUGAGUGCGAGUACGUUUACAGCUGCAAACUGUUCUGAAGUACAAUGCAAAAUGCUUCAUCACAUACCUGACAUUACUGAAAAGCGUAUUAAAGUAUAACGUUUAUUUUUGCUACAAAUGUGGACUUUCAGUGUGAGCGUUAGGCUUGACGGUGUAUUGAAGGCAUCUGGUGUUUAGGAAUUACAGAGUUGAUCAUGGGUCAGAAAACUGUUGAAAGAAGUUUAACAUGAUGUUAAAAAAGUGUUUAUAUUGAAUUGUACACUCCCAUUGCUUUUAAAAAGAAAUGCUGAUUCAUGAAACGCUCUUUUAAAGAGUGGGAUUUAAAUUUACAGUAUAUUCUGUGUUGGGCUUGAAAUGCUCUCAAAGCAUUGGAAGAGACUAUUAUUGCAUUCUACAAUGUGUUUGCCAAUGCAAGCAAAGCUAUUUGUAGAAAUCGAAAGGAUUUAAGCUUUUUGUCAGUGUUAGUCAUGUUAAGGAGGAUAUUGGCCUUUUAGCUUGGAUGAUGUUAGACAGCUAUUAACAUGAUUGACUUAAACCAACAGAGAGUUGUGAUGCAGCAUGUUUAUAUCUUCACAGCACUUACUGCAAUAUACAAUUUAGUGACCAACUCUAACAAAUCUCCAGAUCUAAAUAAAAGUGUUGGUAACCAAAUAUUAUUAGGUUUAUGUAACAUAGUGAUAUGAAGGGCUAAAACUAAACCCAAUAGAACAGAACAGAGCAGAGCAUCUUUGCCUCAAAACAUACUAUUUAUUUGCUCGAGUGGUGUAUAUUUUUCUGUUUCAAUCAUUCAUUUUUGAUUUGGUUGUUCUGACGAGUGUAUUAUGAUAUAAGAUGUUUUACAGUAUCCUAAUCCUAAUCCAGGUACCCGCUGACAUUUACAUAGUGUUAUGGCUGGCAACAUGUGACAUUUGUUUGUGUGUUGGGAUUGGACGAUCCAUAUGAGAUUGCCGUACCUCAUUUUCAAAGUGCCAUUUACAGUAGAGGAUGCUAAAUCUGGACCGUCGAGUUUUAUUCCGUUGAUUUGUCUUCCUUACCCGAGUGUAGUUCACAUCUACUCUGGUUGUAGAUUUGCUUUUGCUUCCAUUUAAGAAGACUCUUAGUCUAUCCUGAAAAUUACAUUUAUGUUUUUUUUAAUAUCCCCUAUAGUUUUAUACGGUCCAUUCCAUGUAAAGCCAGAGAUUGUGCUGCUAGAGCGGAUGAGGGUUAUCUGCCCUCAGCUAAACGUGUAUUUCACAUUUGCAUAAGACUUCCGUCCAUUUCUAAAAGAGACAUUGGAAAAUCUCAUAAGGGCAGAAACGCAUCAUUAAAAGCAUCUAGAGUAUAUUUUUGUCCUUUUUUAAAUCAGUGGUUGUUGCUCAAACUUUUGUUAAGAAGUAAUCAAGAAAUAGUUAUGAUCUCUAUUGAAUAUAAACUUGAAAAUAUGCGUUUUGGCCCCUAGAACUGUUACAGCGUAUAGCGUAGCAUACAUGAAUGUAGUGUCCUGAGAAACCUGUAACAUGAACAAAGUUGGAAUUCAAAGAUUUCCUAUUCUAUCAGAGUUGUAAAUAUGUAAAGUAUAAAUGAAUGAAAGUGACUGAAGUUACAGCAAUCUCUAUAAAUAUUACAGUUUAUAUUAUAUGAAGAAUAUUGGGAAAGCACAGAGAUUUGCUUAACACAGGCAAUCUCAUGACUGAAUGAGUGAUUCUUACACUGUGUUGGGAUAUAAAUGCCUUUUUCAGGUUUCAUGGCUUCAUAGAACUGUGCCUGGUUGUAUUUUGAUUUAUUGUUAUUUGUUGCCUAGAAGUAAACACAUGUUUACAUAAAUGUGUGACAGGAGACAAUUACCAAGUUCUUUACCACAAUCACCAGAGUUAUUCAAGAGUGUGACAUGACACCUCAGAAGCGUAAUGUAUAAUUAUUAUUUUAUGAUCUGUAUGCAGAAAUCAGUUUUGCAUUUUGUUUGUUUGUUUUUGUUCAUUUGCAGUGCCGUUACAAUUACAGUGAAUUUAAACACUAUUUACUGCUGUGAUUUCCUCAUUAUGCAAUAUUUAAUAAACAAUAUUACAGC
This is a messenger RNA of Triplophysa rosa, 6897 nucleotides long. RefSeq names its product sorbin and SH3 domain-containing protein 1. The coding region runs from base 224 to 4540 and encodes 1438 amino acids. The record is from RefSeq and is a predicted model, not a curated record. Gene Ontology annotation, biological process: cell-substrate adhesion. Gene Ontology annotation, molecular function: protein binding. Gene Ontology annotation, cellular component: cell-substrate junction; nucleus; cytoplasm. The transcript has 27 exons. Lineage: Eukaryota; Metazoa; Chordata; Actinopteri; Cypriniformes; Nemacheilidae.